Molecule: messenger RNA, 3617 nt
Organism: Xenia sp. Carnegie-2017
Lineage: Eukaryota; Metazoa; Cnidaria; Anthozoa; Malacalcyonacea; Xeniidae
Exons: 18
Coding region: 72-3419 (1115 amino acids)
Biological process (GO): proteolysis; nervous system development
Cellular component (GO): membrane
Molecular function (GO): serine-type endopeptidase activity
Source: RefSeq, a predicted model, not a curated record
UAUCAUUGAACAACAAAGCGCUUUUCACUCCAUAACUCUGAUCAUCGUUACUCACGUCUUAAACAAAACAAAUGUGCGUCAAUUUCAGCGCGCGUCCUUGGCUUAUAUUUACAUUAUUUUAUGCGUCGUGUACGCUAAUUAACGGCAUAAUCAUUGCGCCUCAUGAACCGACUCGUGGCAUUUACGAAAUCGCGAAACUUCAUGGCGAGAAGUUUUUAAGAAAACCUCGAAGUAAUGUUGUAUUUGACUGCAGCUUUGAUUAUGGUUGGUGCGGAUUUCGCAACGUAAAAAGAAAGGACGAUUUUAAUUGGAUGAUUAGGAGGACAAGAACGCCGAGUGCCAAUACCGGACCCAAUGGCGAUUUGAUUGGAAAAGGUUUCUUCAUUUACAUUGAGACGUCGCACCCUAGGAAACAGGGAGAUAUGGCGAGAUUAAAGAGUCCCGUUUUCCCUCCUUUCAUUUACUGUUUGCAGUUUGCCAUCCAUGCCUGGGGUGAUGGCGUCGGAAAGCUUAAAGUUAACGCGAGGAAAGUCAGAGGCUCGACAAAACGAAAACAGCUAUUGACAUUGAAUGGAAAUCUUGGUAAAGUUUGGCAUUUAGCUCGUGUCACUGUCGCCUGCAGCUCGAGAUUUGUGAUAGAAUUUGAAGGCGUCUGUGGUAAAGGACACCGUGGGGAUAUAGCACUGGAUAAUAUUACUUUAUCUCGUGGAGUAUGCGAGACAUCGUCAACAAAUUCUUCAGAAAUUUGCGGAGUUGGCUUUCCUGGAUUUGUUGGUGAAGUUCCACACCUUCCAAUGAGUUAUGCCUGGCCUUGGUUGGUGGCUUUGCCUUACGUUAGCCAAUCACAACGUUCUUGUUCAGCUAUUCGAGUUGACUCUGAUUGGCUGCUUACGACAGAAGAGUGUGCAAAAAGUUCCCGAACUAACAAGAAAAGAAGAAUGAAAAGAAAGGACAGCUUUGUUGCUUUAUUCAAAGAUUUGGGUUUGUUACGAGUAAACGGUUCCGUCACCGAAGGCCAGGAACAUAAAGUUUGCCUUCCAUCGAAUUUGCAGCUUCAAAAUCAAGUCUUAAAUUGUUAUUUAUUGGCACAGGAAAAGAAAAUCCUUGAAAUCGCUGCGACUAUUCUAUCAAGUGGUUUAUGUAGGCAUAAAUUACGAUCGUCUUUCUCGAUGGUCUUUGACUUGAAAACUGAGAUUUGCCUACGUGUCAACAGUUCUUCAAUAAUGAAUCAAAGUGAAAUACAUUACGGUUAUGUUGUUUGUAUGAACAAUAUUCUUGACAGUUGGGUUCUACAUGCUUUUGGUUCAAUAACAAAUUCCAACUUCAAGCAGGAUAUCAUUGUCUUAAGACGAACUUCACUCCAUGUUGACUUUAUCGAGAAUAUUACCCAAGUUCCCAUUGUAGCACCUGUUGUCCCUAGCAAUCCAUUUCCCACUGAAAAAGAUCACGUUUUUCAAAUUUUUGAAUCAACUCUACAAAAAUGUCUUACGCUCAUGUCAAGCCAAUCAAAAUUCACCUACGCUCAAUGUAACAAAGAAGACACGAGCCAACGUUUCAAAUGGACACGUGAUCAGCAGCUGGUUGCCGUGACUAGAAAUGCUUGUUUGGAAAAUGGAGGAUCAAGUUUGCAAGAGCUGCAUUUGAGCCGAUGCGCCACAGGUCGACGUAGCCAGCGGUGGUUGUGUGACGGUAACACGUUGAUGAAUCUUUUUAUAGAACGCAUCUUUCAUGGUUGGCGGGAAAAGAUUCCAUGUUUGUUGUAUCGACUAGGAGACAUGCAAAUUUUGGCCAAUUCUGGAUUGCUGGAGGGACCGAUAAUAUUUGCUCUUUGUUGCCUUCUGGUAGAAAGCGGCAAAAUAAAAUGCGAUUUGAAUCAUUGGAAUAAGUGUGGCUUUAACAGCGUCGGUAGCUAUGCUAAAUACUGGUGGACUGUAUCUCGCUAUGGUUCCGAAGAAUACAAGCAUUUUCCACCCCUUCAACACGCAGAUAGAUUUUUCAAAAUCGUAAAACGCUUGCGACGUGGAUAUCCUGCUGCGCUUAAGAGCCCAUCCUUACGUGGUCAGCGGUGUGUGGUAUUCAAAAUCUUUUUUCAAGGUUCUUCAGCCGAACAGUUCAACGUAUACAAAAGUGCUGCUGGGAAGCGAACGCUUAUGUUUCAACGUGACGCAGAAUAUGACGGAUCGUGGCGUUUUCAUCAAGUCACGAUCGUACCUUCAUCUUGUGAAACUUAUCAGGUUCUCUUUGAAGCAAUCAUUUACAAUUUUACUGCUGCCAAAAUUGCUUUGCGAGAAAUCGUCAUCUCACCUGGGGCGUGUCAUUCCCGUGUCAAGAAACAUACAGAUGGCGAAUGCCAAAAAGACUGGAAUCUAGUUAAAGGACAGUGUCUGUAUUAUCACCCAACCGAAGUCACCUGGCAUGAAGCUUCAACUCUGUGUCGAAUUGUAGAAGCACGGUUGAUCACGAAUACGAAUGCAACAAGCGUUAUUUUGCCUCGUGGACGUCACGCGUGGUUUGGAGUGAGGAGCUGCCCUUCUGGCAGACUUUACUCUGAAAAAGGUGUUUUGUACAACAAGUCGGGAAUAUUCACUGAGCCGACCUGUAUGCGAGCCGAAAGAAAACGUUUCGGCGAGACAAAGUAUAGAACAGUUGGAUGUCAUAAAAAGUUGCCGUUUGUUUGUCAAAAAGAUCCAAAAGCAAUUGAGGAAACUUGCGGAUUUAGAAAUUUCUCAGCUCCAAACGACCAACAAUGGCCAUGGCACGUCUUAAUAAUUUUGUGGGACAGAUGCGUCUGCGGUGGUACUCUUAUCGCUCCUGGUCAUGUCGUUACCAGUACCUUGUGUUUGUUUCGUGUAUGGAUUCACUCUGUAAAGUUGUUCUUUCCAAGCUCGCGCCGUCUUAUUAGUAGAAUCAAUAAUAUAAUUCAUCACUCUAUGUCCGGUGUGAACUCUGGAAAAUAUGAUAUAUCUAUUGUACGAUUUGAUGACAGAAAUACUCUUCAGACAUCUGCAUGCCUUAUGCAAGUCCCUUUGCCUCACCUGCAGUUCACCACUUCGCAUUUAUUGAGAGGUAGAAAAUGCCUUAUUCUUGGUUGGGGAACCUAUAAAGGAUCUUAUCGUCCGUGCAUAUCUCAAACAUACAGUUUUCACGAAGUGGACAUUGUUGAUCAACAGCAAUGCGCUGAUUAUUAUGGUACACAUAUGAUUAAGAAGGGGAUUAUAUGCGUAAAAGCGAGGAACAGCACUGUACAAGAAUGUCUUGGGGACACAGGAGGUCCCCUGGUUUGUGAAAUCCUCGGAGCUUGGACCUUAGUUGGUAUAACAAGUUGGGGUGUGGGCUGCUCAAUGACUAGGAAAUAUGGCAUUUAUUCGGAUGUCGGAAGCUUAAAGUUAUGGAUUGAUAUUGUUUUGAGAAAAAGCUGAAUUAAUUCUUCAAAGAAUAACGAGGACUGGCAAUGUGCUGUUGUUUCAUUGUUAUAAGAUCAGUGGCACCCAUGGUAACCUUGGGGGUAAAUAGGGUAACAUUAGGGUACUGUCAUGUUCGCGACAGGUGUUAUUUAUUUGAGGAUAAAUAUUGGAGAAACAUAAAAAGAAUAGAUAUUGAAACUAUGAAAGAAGAAA